CUAAGAUCAAGCUCUGGAUUGGCUCGACUUAGUCUGCAAGUUGGCACCCACAGCUCAUCAUACCAAUCUCGGUUCAAAUUUAAUCCCUCUUCGGCACGUCAAGCCAUCCUUGCUGUCAUGGUCUUCGCUUCUCGUGCAGCCCCGGGCAUAUACGGAUUCCGAGCAAAUGCCGGCCAAUGCUCGGCUUUGGACAUGAGUAGCUCGCCUUGCAGUGUGCAUACCACUAAUCUGAUCGUUCAAAGGUAACCUGUGACCUUGUUUCAAUCCGCUAGACGCAAAGUUUUAUCAUAUCCAUCUUAUCAAUCUCGACUGCAAUCUUGCCCUCGAACUAAGUGACAAUACACUGAGGAAGGGCUGUUUUGUCGUCAAGAUCUGAGUGAGGAAUAGUAUCUCUCUCAAUUCUCAUAACAUUUACGUAGCCCAUGAGAUAGCCCUUUCCCUAUUGCACGCCAUGGCGAGAUCACUGUCCAAUUUUCUUUUGCCUCUAACGUUCCUGCUUGGUACCUUCUGCAAUGCCGCGACAGUAACGUACGAUUUCAACAUCACCUGGACCAAAGCGAAUCCUGAUGGCGCUUUUGAGCGCGCAGUGAUUGGCAUCAACGAACAGUGGCCAAUUCCCCAGAUCAGAUGCAAUGUCGGCGACAGAGUUAUAGUGAACGCUCAUAACGGACUUGGUAAUGUAACCACGAGCUUGCACUUUCACGGGCUAUUCCAGAAUGGAACCACGAGUAUGGAUGGUCCCGCCGGUAUCAAUCAAUGCCCGAUCCCACCUGGCUCUACAUUCACAUACAACUUCACGAUCGAUCAGCCGGGAACCUACUGGUAUCACUCGCAUGUUGGUGGCCAAUAUCCGGACGGCCUCCGUGGACCGCUCAUAGUUGAGGAUCCAAACUCGCCAUACAAGGAUCAGUACGACGAGGAAGUAGUACUAACUUUCUCGGAUUGGUAUCAUCAAUUGCCGUCGGACCUUAUCAAAUCUUUUAUAAGCUAUAAGAAUCCUACUGGCGCCGAGCCUGUGCCAGAUGCGGCCUUGAUGAACGACACGCAGAAUGUGACGGUCAAAAUUGAACCAGGAAAGACAUACUUGUUUCGAAUGGUGAAUAUGGCAGCCUUCGCUGCGCAGUAUGUGUGGUUCGAAGGGCACACAAUGCGGAUUGUCGAGGUAGAUGGUGUUUACACCGAACCUGCAGACGCAAACAUGAUUUACAUCACCGCAGCUCAGCGAUACAGUGUUCUCAUUACCGCAAAAAACGACACAGACUCCAAUUUUGCCAUUCAAGGAAGCAUGGACCAGGAUCUCUUUGAUAAGAUUCCUGCAACUCUAAACCCGAAUGUCACAGGCUGGCUUGUGUAUGAUGACAAGAAGGAUCUCCCCGCAGCUGCUUUUGUGGACGCUUUCGAGCCUUUCGAUGACUACACACUUGUACCAACUGACGGCAUGAAGCUGCUACCGGAUGCAGACCAUACGAUCGAGCUCGAGCUCACCAUGGAGAACUUAGGCGACGGUGCAAACUACGCAGCGUUCAAUGGCAUCUCGUACACACUCCCCAAGGUUCCGACUCUAUACACUGUAAUGACAGCGGGUAAUUUCGCGGACAAUUCCACCGUAUAUGGGACAGACACAAACCCAUUCGUGCUCGAAAAGGGUCAGAUCGUUGACAUAAUAGUAAACAACAACGACCCAGGGAAGCAUCCAUUCCACCUCCACGGCCAUAAUUUCCAGCUCAUUGCUCGUUCAGCUGAAGAGGGGGGCUUCUAUGCCAAUAAUGUCACUUUCCCACAGGUACCAAUGAGGAGAGAUACCGUAUUGGUUCGACCGAACGGCAACAUUGUCCUUCGCUUCGUCUCAGACAACCCUGGCGUCUGGCUGUUCCAUUGUCACAUCGAAUGGCACAUGAUCGCCGGUCUUGCGAUGACCUUGAUCGAAAACCCCUUGGAUCUUCAAAAGUCCCUCCAGAUUCCACAGAAUCAUUACGAUGUCUGUGCUGCGAGCAACUACCCAGUUCAAGGAAAUGCCGCAGGCAACACAAAGGACUUGCUCGAUCUGACAGGCCAGACUCACAGCGUUGGGCCACUUCCUGCGGGCUUCACGGCACGCGGUAUCGUUGCUCUCGUUUUCAGUUGCGUUGCUGCCUUCGUCGGUAUGGCUGUGAUCUCUUGGUAUGGUAUCCAACCUGUCGGAACUUCUACUCAGCGAGCAGUUGAGCAUCAAGUUGCUGAGGCAGACUUGGCGGAUGAAAGCAUCGCUGUUGCUGCAUCUUCGAAGACGGCGGGGUAAUCGCCCUGCUCUUCGACCAACCUUCCUGUUUCCCAAAACGUGCGGGAACAAAGUGUGUGUGAACUUAAAUGUACUCUCAGGUCAACACUGUAGCUACGUAGAUUUUAUGAUUACCCAGGGCUUUCACUCUCCGCUACGCCUACCUGCCGAAUACCGUGAAGUACCACGUUUGAUCCUGUAAAGAGUAAGAUUUCCAUGCUAAGCUUUAGCCAAGCGCAAUCUCCAUGCUGCAAGUUCCACUCAUUUGCUUAGGUCUCACGGUCCUGUGGGAAUUUACAAGGGGGUUGCGCAUCUCAAGCCAGCAUUACUACCGUGGGGUUCGAGAGGAAAAGGAAG
Molecule: messenger RNA, 2614 nt
Organism: Verruconis gallopava
Lineage: Eukaryota; Fungi; Ascomycota; Dothideomycetes; Venturiales; Sympoventuriaceae
Exons: 7
Coding region: 452-2278 (608 amino acids)
Biological process (GO): cellular response to iron ion starvation; reductive iron assimilation
Cellular component (GO): high-affinity iron permease complex
Molecular function (GO): copper ion binding; ferroxidase activity
Source: RefSeq, a predicted model, not a curated record